UCUCUAGUUCUGACUUGCCUUAAGCAUACAAUUCAUCAUCUUCAAAUAUCUUCUCAAAUCUCAUUUGUUCCCCCUUCCCCAGAAAUCAUAGAAUCUGUAAAUAACGAGCUACAGUCCUUACGAAAAACUCUCUUAAGACUGGAUCGCAGCAGCAUGAAGAAGGCCAACGCUUUCGACGACCAAAUCAGAGUCGCAAUCUGUAAAUUAGAAGAUGUGCUCGAGUCGCAAUUCUCAAAUCGGAUUCUCUCACAAUAUGAAGAAGGGAUUAGCAGAAAUAGGAUUCAAUUCUCCAUCGAUCUGCAGGAAUCGGAGCACGAAAUUCGUUUACUCGUGGAAACGUUGAAGGAGAUGGAGCAGGAAUACAUCCAGCAAUUAGACAAUCCUAAAUUGCUCGAAGACGCCGACGAUGAUGAAAUUGCUGUUCCAUUAAGAAUUCGUCCUAGUGGAAAUGAGUCAAAGAUGGUUGGAUUGUCUGAUAAACUCCUCGAAGUUACAGAUCGGUUGGAACGUGUUGAUGGGAAUCAUGUGGUGAUCCCGAUAACUGGGAUGGCCGGCAUCGGUAAGACUGUACUUGCUAAUGAAAUCUUCAAUGAUUCCAACAUUUUGGAACGCUUCAAUUUUCGUGCUUGGGUGACAGUAGGUAGGAAAUGGCAGUUGAAAGAAAUCUUACUUGCCAUUGUAGCUCAGGUUGAUGCUGACAUGGCUGAAAUGAUCAUGGAUGAAGAAGUGAAAAACAUAGGUGAUUAUUUGAAAGAAAGAUUGAAGGGUAAGAGGCAUCUCAUUGUGUUGGAUGAUGUGUGGGACAAACAAGUUUGGAAUGAGUUGAAAAAUAGUUUGUUUAAAGAUGAUAAUAUUGGAGGGAAAAUCUUGAUCACCACUAGGUUAGACCAUGUAGGUCGAGGUGCUAGCAAUAAUGUAUCAGGAAUCGUGAAAAUGAGGUUGUUGAAUAAAGAAGAAAGUUGGGAUCUUCUUCGUGAGAAGGUUUUUGGAGAAGAGUUAUGCCCUUAUCAGCUAGUGAAGAUAGGGAAGAAGAUUGCAGAGAAUUGUGACGGUCUUCCUCUCACGAUUGUGGCGGUAGCCAACCUCUUAUGUGAAGCAGAGAGGAAGCCCGAGUACUGGAACGAGGUAGCUCUCAAGAAAAACUCGGUUUUUGUGGAUGCAUACGAAGCGAUAUCAAGAGUAGUAUAUCCAAGUUACAAGUACUUGCCUCUAAGGUUGAAGACGUUCUUUCUCUUCAUGGGAGUUUUUCCUCAAAAUUACGAGAUCCCAAAAUCCAAACUCCUCACUCUGUGGGCUGUAGAGGGAUUUCCUGAGCCACUACGAUGGCAAACUGCAAAUGAUUACAGUGAGCAUCUUUUGAGAGAGCUUAUUUACCAUAAUGUUGUGAUGCUCUACCGUCAAUGCACAGUUUGGAAUAGAAAAUCAACUGGAGUGAAAACUUGCGGUGUUCAUACAGUUAUGUGGCAUUUAUGCAACAAAGAAGCUAAGAAAACUAAGUUUUUCCAUACUUUUGUCAAGUAUGGUGACGUUCUUGAAGAUGGUAUGCAAGGCCAACGGCGAUUAUCCAUCCAUAACAACAUUUUAUUCAGCAUCAAAGAUGUUCAUAACUUGAUGCAGGAUAAUUGUGCAUCCACUGCUCGUUCUCUCUUAUGUUUUGGUGCAUACUGUCGUUAUGAAGUUCCUGUUUGUUUUGGUUUGAGGUUACUGCGGGUGCUUGAUGCUCUUACAAUCCGUUUCUACGAGUUCCCUAUUGAAGUAGUGAACCUUAUUCAGUUGAGGUAUCUUGCCCUCACUUGUGAUGGGGAUCUCCCUUCUUCCAUAUCCAAACUUUGGAGCCUUCAAUUCUUGAUCAUGUUUCGGCAUCUUAGCAUCAAGCCUUUUGAGGAUCCUUCAUACAUGCCUAUGGAGAUAUGGGAUAUGAAAGAACUAAAGCAUCUUCAGAUUGUGGGAAGCGACCUACGAGAUCCCUGCGGGGCUUCCUUCCUUACCAUACCUCUCAACACUUUUAGAUGUGAGUGCUCUCAGCUGUACCGAUGCCAUUUUUGAGCAAUUCCUAAUCUAAGGAAGUUAGGCAUUCAAAUUGAGUCAGAGCCGGAUGUUGCUGAGCCAUUGAGUUUCUUUGAUCAAAUUUCUAAUCUGAAAAGACUGCGAAUACUUAAAUGUGUUGUCGCGAAUCCUGACCUCAUGUCUGCACUUGCUCUCCGGCCGAAUCCUCUUUCUACAUUCCCAUUAGUUCUUAAAAAGUUGCAUUUGAGCGGCUUGGGCUAUCCUUGGGAGUGUAUGAGUAUCAUUGGGUCAUUGCCAAAUCUUGAAGUCCUCAAAUUGCGAUGCUAUGCCUUUCAAGGUCCGACAUGGAUUGUAGAAGAGAAAAGAUUUCCAAAACUUGGAUAUCUUGUGAUUGAAGACACUGAUCUUGUUCAAUGGGAAGUUAAAGAAGGAGGAUGUUCAUCACUUUACUCCUUGAGCAUAAAACAUUGUCACUUAUUGGAAAAGAUUCAUGGGGCACUUGGUUUUGGGUUAGAUUUUGGAAAAAUUGAAGUAGUCGACAGCAACCCUUUGGUUAUGACUUGUCUAAAGCAAAUUACAGAUGCUUACUCCCAUUCGGAAUUUUAUCAUCCUAGUAUUUAUUCUCACUCUUCAUGGAAUGAUGGGAAACUCAAGUAAUGACUCUCUUUAUUGCUACUUGUAUUUUCUGUUAUAGUACUAUGUUUUCAUUUUCAUCUUUG
Messenger RNA from Salvia miltiorrhiza (redroot sage), 2726 nucleotides. Its product is annotated as putative late blight resistance protein homolog R1A-10. NCBI's taxonomy places the organism in Eukaryota, Viridiplantae, Streptophyta, Magnoliopsida, Lamiales, Lamiaceae. The record is from RefSeq and is a predicted model, not a curated record. Gene Ontology annotation, biological process: defense response to other organism. Gene Ontology annotation, molecular function: ADP binding.